AUGAUGUUGACUUUAUUGAUUUCCGGUCCUAAACAGCCGGGAAAUGAUAUAGACGUCUACUUGGAGCCUUUGAUUGAUGAUUUAAAAUCUUUGUGGGAUGGGAUUGGAGGAGUGUAUGAUGCACAUAAUGGAGAAUACUUUACACUCAGAGCUGCAUUAAUGUGGACAAUUAAUGAUUUCCCCGCCUAUGGAAACUUAUCUGGUUGUGUUGUUAAAGGAUAUAAAGCUUGUCCAAUAUGCGGCGAUGAUACACCUAGUCACAGGUUGAAAAAUGGCCACAAAAUUUGUUACAUUGGGCAUAGAAAAUGGUUACCGAUCAAUCAUCCAUAUAGGAGGCAACGUGCAGCUUUUAAUGGGAAACCUGAAUAUGGCACGCCUCCUGAGCCAUUAACCGGAGAAGAAGUGCUGCAUAUGGUUGAAGAUGGUGAUAGAGUUUGUUGGAAGAAGAAAUCAAUAUUCUUUGAUCUCGAGUAUUGGAAAUACCUUCCUGUGAGGCAUGUCCUAGAUGUUAUGCACAUUGAGAAGAAUGUUUGCGAUAGUAUCAUUGGUACAUUGCUGGAGAUCCCUGGAAAAAAUAAAGAUGGGAUUGCUGCUCGAUUAGAUUUAUUGAACAUGGGGGUCAAAACUGAUUUGCAACCCGAGUAUGGAGAAAGACGUACUCGUUUGCCUCCCGGGCCUUGGAAUUUGUCAAGAGCAGAGAAGAGAGAGGUUUGCAAUUCUUUCUAUGGUAUGAAGGUCCCUGAAGGUUAUUCUUCAAAUAUAAAAAAUCUUGUAUCUUUACAAGAUUCAAGACUUCUUGGCCUUAAAUCACAUAAUUGUCAUACCUUAAUGCAACAAUUGCUCCCUGUGGCAAUUCGUUCUGUUUUGGAGAAGCCUGCAAGGUAUGCAAUAACUCGUUUGUGCUUCUUCUUCAAUGCUAUAUGUGCAAAGACUGUUGAUGUUUCCAAGCUAGAUAAGUUGGAAGAAGAUGUAGUAGUUACUUUGUGUUUGCUUGAGAAGUACUUUCCCCCUUCAUUCUUUGAUAUCAUGGUUCAUCUAGUAGUACAUCUUGUCAGAGAAGUUCGUCUGUGUGGGCCAGUAUAUUUUAGAUGGAUGUAUCCGUUUGAAAGAUAUAAGAAAGUGCUAAAGGGGUAUGUUCAGAAUCGUACUCGUCCCGAAGGUUGCAUUGCUGAGCGGUAUAUAGCUGAAGAAGCUGUAGAGUUUUGUACCGAGCAUUUAUCUGAUGUUAGUACAGUUGGAGUGCCUUCAAGCCAAAAGAUGGGAGUUUCAAAGCCAUUAUCAGGUUGCACAGUGAGCGUAGUUGAUCGGGACCUGUUGAACCAAGCACAUCUAUAUGUCUUGGAGAAUACGGAGGAAGUCCUACCUUAUAUCGAGCAACAUAUGAUCCACAUCCAGACCGCUUAUCCAAAAUUUAGAAAGAGAACAAAGUGGCUGCAGGAUAAGCACAAUAGCACUUUCAUUCAAUGGCUACGCUUCAAGGUUCAAAGUGAACUUAAUGAGGACAAUCAUGGCGUAUCAGAAAAUUUAAGGUGGCUAGCAGCUGGUCCAAACAUGGCAGUGCCAUUAUAUAGGAGCUAUCUCAUUAAAGGUAUUAAAUUCAACAUCAAGGCACAAGAUGAUGUGCGGACAACUCAAAAUAGUGGAGUUUAUUUACUUGCACAUACUAUGCAAGUUGCUAGUGCCAAGGAUAAAAACCCAAUUCUCUCAAAUAUGGGUUUCUAUGGUGUCAUUCAAGAAAUUUGGGACCUUGACUACCAAAAGUUUACAAUCCCAGUCUUUAGGUGUGAUUGGAUUGAUAAUACUUCUGGUCUUGUAGUGGACGAACUUGGAUUUACCCUUGUAGAUUUGAGUAAAAUUGGACAUAGGAAUGACCAAUUUGUUUUGGCUUCUCAAGUCAAACAAGUAUUUUUUGUUGACGACCCGAUGCAUCGUGGUUGGUCGGUAGUGUUAUCAAUGCCUAAUAGAGAAUAUAAUGAUGUUAUUGGUGAUGAUGUCUUAGGUGAUGUGAGAAUUGAGUGUGAGCCAUUUACUGGGGGGAUGCCAAAUGUUGACACAUUUGAUGAAGUGGUGGUUGAGUUAGGGAGUCAAAAUAUUCGAGAUGGGUGUGAAGAUAUAUGGGUUGAAUGA
This is a messenger RNA of Prunus armeniaca (apricot), 2127 nucleotides long. Lineage: Eukaryota; Viridiplantae; Streptophyta; Magnoliopsida; Rosales; Rosaceae. The record is from the annotation of a GenBank genome assembly.